Messenger RNA from Chaetomium fimeti, 558 nucleotides. RefSeq lists its product as uncharacterized. The transcript is spliced from 2 exons. Bases 1 to 558 code for a protein of 185 amino acids. Lineage: Eukaryota; Fungi; Ascomycota; Sordariomycetes; Sordariales; Chaetomiaceae. The record is from RefSeq and is a predicted model, not a curated record.
AUGCGGCGGACUUCCAGCAUGUUGGCCGCGGCCUUAUUCCUCGCCGCCGCCGCCGCCGGGCAAGAUACCAGCCCUCCUUGCAUCAAGUCAUGCUACGACACUUUGCCAGGCCCCCAGCGAUGCGAGGGCGUUGAAGAGAUGACGGAGGAAAUCCUCACCAGGUGCACCUGCUCAUCCUUCGUGGAGCAGCCGCCCUUAUACGAGUGCAUCCGGGAAUGCCCCAAGUCCGAGCAAGCCACCUACCUCGCAGGGUUCAGCGACCAGACAUACAGUUGUCAAGAGGAGUAUUUCUCCGACAUCACGGUGCCUUCAGCGACGACAACGACGAGACCGACGGAAAGCAGCGACCCGACAAACAAUGCAGACGAUGACGAUGAUGAUAACCAGGGAACGACAACAUCGGGCGGUGGUGACCCAGCGGAGCCCAAUGGCGCAGGCGAGGCAUUCCAUCGCGCUGCUUCUACUCUUCUGGCUGCGGGCGGGUUGGUGGUUGCUCUACUUUUUUCCAAAGUUGAGAGCUCUCGGGCGUUCCUGGGGAUCCACAGCCGUGCCUGGUGA